UGAGGAGUGUGAUCGUGCGUGUUCCUCAGCAGCUCGAGGCAGAACCUCCUGCUCUCGCCGCUCACCUGGCUCACGAGGACGCUUCAGGACGCAUGGACCGGAACCGGAAGUUACCGAGAGCUGUGGCUUCUGAUGGCAGCCUUGAGGAGCCUCGGUGUGGUCCGGUCCGGUCCCAGUCCCGGUCCCGGUCCCAGAGCAGCUCUGGUCUGGAGGAGGAGGGGGACGGCGCUGUAGACGGACCCUCAGAGACCGACUCUGAUGGUUUGGGCCGGUCUGACGAGGGGCUGGGGGGCCGGCGGGGCCGGCUGUACUGCGGCAAGACCUUCCUGCAGGAGGGCAGCGUCCGCUACCACCAGCUGAUCCGCGCCGGCGCCCAACCCUACGGCUGCGGCCGCGGGUUCCGGUCCAAGUCCCAGAGGAAGGUCCACGUGUGCGCCGCGGACGGGAAGAGGAUCAGGAAGACCCGAACGCUGCGCCGCUCGGAGUGCGGCGAGACGUUCGGCAGCCGGCCGCUGCUGACGGUGCACGAGCGCGUGCACGAGGGCAUGCACGAGGGCGUGCACGAGGGCAAGCGGCUGCACACCUGCGGCUUCUGCGGCCUGCGGCUGCUCUUCAGGUCCUGCCUGGAGAAGCACCUGCGGGGCCACACCGGGGAGCGGCCCUUCGGCUGCACCGCCUGCCACAAGCGCUUCCGCUGGGCGUCGCAGGUCAAAAACCACAAAUGCGCCCCCCCUCCGGACCCCGGGAAACACCCCUGCCCCGACUGCAGCGCCGCCUUCCCCACCAAGGCCCGGCUGCUGGUGCACCUGCGGGGACACCAGGGGAAGCAGCUGCACACCUGCAGCGUCUGCGGGACGCAGCGCCGGUUCAAGUCCCAGCUGGACGUCCACAUGAGGAGCCACACCGGCGAGAAGCCCUUCCGCUGCUCCGUGUGCCAGAAGGGCUUCGCCCAGCCCAGCCGGGCCCGGCAGCACCAGCGGGCGCACGCCCGGGACCGGCCCUUCAGCUGCCGCCGCUGCGGCGCCGCCUUCGCCUGGAGGUUCCAGGUCAAGACGCACCGCUGCCGGGCCGGGGAAGCGCCGGCGCCGCGCGGGAGCUCUCCUGAACCUGCUGACGGCGAGUCCUGGAGACGGACCCAGCAGGUCCGGUCCCGCUUCACCUACUACAGAAGGAAGAAGGACAGGAGCCAGAACCCGGGCCAACACCCCGCCCUGGAAACAUGCACCAAGUCCAGACCUCCUCAGUCCGCAAACAGCCAACGCCAGACCAGCACCGGGCCGCCGGAGUCUGGCUCACCGGGCCAGAGGACCGGCACCUGGGGGUCCAGACCCGACGGAGGUGGAUCCCGGAUCCAUUCUGAAGUCAACCAGACGGCAGAUUCGGCCCCUGAGGGUCUCCACCGAGCCCCGCCGGCGCCUCCUCACAUCAAGGAGGAGCCGCAGGAGUCCAGGAUCAGCCAGUCCUCCGGUCCUGAUCCGGUCAGGAGGGAUCGCAGUGGACCGGCAGGAGCCGUCCCCGUGAAGACCGAUGGCCACGAGAACCCUGAGAACCCUGAGAACCCUGAGCCAAGCUCUCACCAUCCUGCUGGGCCGUGGACGGGUGGAGGUUCAGGGUGUAGCGAGCGCCGGCUGCUGGAUCACAGCUGCCUCCGCCCCGCCUCCCCGCCGCGCCCCGCCUCCGGCCGCCUCCGCCCGGCCUCGCCGCCGCGCCCCGCCUCCGGCCGCCUCCGCCCGGCCUCGCCGCCGCGCCCCGCCUCCGGCCGCCCCGCCUCGCCGCCGCGCCCCGCCUCCGGCCGCCUCCGCCCGGCCUCGCCGCCGCGCCCCGCCUUCGGCUGCCCGCUGUGCCGCCGCGGCUUCGGCAGCCGGGAGGAGCUGAGCGCGCACGCCGCGGCCCACGUCUCGUGCUCGGUGUGCGACGCCGCCUUCGCCGACGCCGACGCGCUGAUGCUGCACAUGAGGAGUCACGGCGCGCAGACGCGCUUCAGCUGCUCCGUCUGCGGGAAAGACUUCGCCUGGAGGCGGCUCCUCGCCCGGCACAUGGAGGUCCACGGCGGGGACCGGGUCCAGCGGGCCCGCCCCGCACGGCGCCGCACAGUCCUCCGCCGGAACAACGCCGACUGGCCUGCAGGACUGGGACCAGGACCGGGACCGGGACCGGGACCGUACUGCCAGCCGGACAGUGAGGACACUAAGGACAGUGAGGACAGCGACUUCUGGAAGGACCGGCGGACGCCUCCGGGCUCUCCGGGCGGCGCCGGAGCAGCAGAGGUGAAGCGGGAGAAUCAGGAGGAGCCGAUCCGCAUCAAAGAGGAGCCGCUGGAGGCCCCGGGGGGACGGUCCACCUUCGGCCCCGUCCGUCUGACGGGGGACCGCCGUGGACCGGAGGCGGGACCGUUGGACUCCUCGGAGACAGACGUCAGUGAUGAGGACUGGACUCGACCGGUGGGCUGGAACCAGGUGGACGGCGGGGACGGUGUGGACGGUGGGGACGGUGUGGACAGCGACUUCUGGAAAGACGAGUGGUGACCCGGCUCUGGUUGGACUGGUCCUUGGUGAGGAGGUGGGACGGACGGCGGUCUGAGGACAGCGACUGGUUCAGCAUGAAGACGUCUCAGGCGGGUUCGAACCCCAGGACGUCCCUCAGGUUCCCCCGAGGACGUUCAGAAGACGUCCGUCCCUCUGCACGCUCUACACACAACACACAGCAAGAAGACACAACAGGACAGACAGGAGACACACAGCAGUACACUGUUCAACUCACAAUUCUCUGUGUACCAGUGUGUGUGUGUGUGUUUUCCUUGUGGGGAUAGGAAAACCUGCACGAUGUGCCUUGUGGGACCUUCUUCCGGUCCUAAUGAGGGAAACAGUGUUUUCUUGACCAUGUUGUUUCUGAGAAAA
Molecule: messenger RNA, 2897 nt
Organism: Salarias fasciatus (jewelled blenny)
Lineage: Eukaryota; Metazoa; Chordata; Actinopteri; Blenniiformes; Blenniidae
Product: zinc finger protein 316-like
Exons: 2
Coding region: 93-2525 (810 amino acids)
Source: RefSeq, a predicted model, not a curated record